AGAGAAGGCUCAAAACUAGCAGUUGUUCGAAGGUUUGGCAACGGCGAUGCGCGUGAAGAGAGACGGCUAGGGUGUGGAGUAGCACCACUGAAGUGCACCAGUCGUUCGUAUCAAUUUCCGAAUUCUUUACUGUGGCUCUGGUGAAUGACGAUUAUAGUAUGCAAUGACUUUGCACCAGUGGAUACACCAUCCGCUUUAAUUUAUUUGCUUGCUUUAUACAUUUUUCCGUUUUAAAUGAAUGGCAUGUGCAUUUUGCGAGGCUACUUGAUGUGCCAUCGGGAGUGAGUGGUUUUGGCAAUAUGUGUCGCUGGAAUAUGGUAUGCACUCGUAAGGCUUAUGGAAUAUAGCCUGGUUUGUCACAAUCUGUAUGCGUUCUCAUUCAGCCCGGUGAAAAAUAAACUCUUUCUGCUCGGCAUCAUGUUUUUACUCUGGGCAUAUAUGCUCUACUCCUGCGUGGGCUACUGUGCCACCAUGCCAAGUUUGGUCGUGGACAAUUACCGGGGAAAGGAGACAGGGUCCGUGGUCGGUAAAAGGAUAGAGAAUAACGGCAGAGUGGACCUCAUGUCCAGACUGCUACCUAGACCCCAACCCUGGGUGGAUAUAGAAUCCGAUUACGACGAAACCUCUGUCCGGACCUCCUCCAGAGACUUGCUCAAUAACGAUAUAGACGCGUACAGAGGAGCAGAGGACUGGGACGAGAUGAGGGGCGAGGGGCAGAGAGCUCCCGAGCCCGGUGCGAUGUCAAGUUUCUCCAACGGAUCAGGGAGCAAGAAGCUGCCCCAGGCGAUCAUCAUCGGUGUAAAGAAAGGAGGGACGCGCGCGCUGCUCGAGUUCCUCCGCGUGCAUCCAGACAUCCGAGCUGUGGGAGCCGAGCCGCACUUCUUCGACCGCAACUACGAGAAUGGACUGGAGUGGUACAGGGAGCUGAUGCCCAAGACCCUGGAGGGCCAGAUCACCAUGGAGAAGACCCCCAGCUACUUUGUGACCAGAGAGGCCCCUGCCCGGAUCUCCGCCAUGUCCCGGGACACCAAGCUUAUUGUGGUGGUGCGGGACCCCGUCACCAGGGCCAUCUCUGACUACACACAGACGCUGUCUAAGAAUCCCGACAUUCCCACCUUCGAGAGCCUGACCUUCAAAAACAGGACUACGGGGCUCAUCGACACGUCCUGGAGCGCCAUCCAGAUCGGCAUCUAUGCCAAGCACCUGGACAACUGGCUGCAGUACUUCCCCAUGGGUCAGAUCCUGUUUGUGAGCGGGGAGCGUCUGAUCAGCGACCCGGCCGGAGAGCUGGGCCGGGUGCAGGACUUCCUGGGGCUCAAGAGGAUCAUCACUGACAAACACUUCUACUUCAACCAGACCAAGGGCUUCCCCUGCCUCAAGAAGGCUGAGGGCAGCAGCAAGCCCCACUGCCUGGGCAAAACCAAAGGGCGGACCCACCCCAACAUCCACCCAGAGGUGGUGCAGAGGCUACGGGACUUCUACAGACCUUUCAACAUGAAGUUCUACCAGAUGACAGGACAUAACUUUGGUUGGGAUUGAUGGAUGUGAAUUUUGGAAGACACAUUGUUUUUUUCUCUCUCUGUAAUUCAAUGAAUGGCAAAAAAAAGACAUGGGAGAUAUUGCUAUAUAUAUGUAAAAUGUACAGAAAUCUAUUUUAUAAUAAUUUAUUUUUAUUUCUAAGCAAUUAAUUCACUAAGCUGCCUAACCAUAUUGUACAUACAUAGCAUCUGGCCCACAUUUAUUUCCUUUUUUUUUUUUUUACAUUCCACAUUUUAUUUUGUUUCUUUAUUCUUCCCUUAAUGGUCCCUCAUGUCAACUCAGCAGAGUUAAAAUGGUCCCUCAUGUCAACUCAGCAGAGUUAGAAUGGUCCCUCAUGUCAACUCAGCAGAGUUAAAAUGGUCCCUCAUGUCAACUCAGCAGAGUUAAAAUGGUCCCUCAUGUCAACUCAGCAGAGUUAAAAUGGUCCCUCAUGUCAACUCAGCAGAGUUAAAAUGGUCCCUCAUGUCAACUCAGCAGAGUUAAAAUGGUCCCUCAUGUCAACUCAGCAGAGUUAAAAUGGUCCCUCAUGUCUACUCAGCAGAGCUAAAAUGCAGAUAAGUAAUAAUUGGUAACUAAAAUAUGAAUAUAAGGAUAUUGAUAAAGCACCGUUUCACAGGUAUAGUGUUCACAGAACAGUGAUGAAAAACCCAUUCAUGGGCAUUCUGAUUUAAACAUUCAUAAUCACGUUCACGUUCAAUAGCCAUAAUCAACCCCCCCACACAUUGCUCCUUGUCUAGUUACUCCUAUGAGUCUCUGUUCCAUCCAUUCAAAAUGUUGUGCUUCAUAUUGUGAGUUACCCCCAUCCACAUCCCAUUAUUCUACCGUCCCAUUGGUCAAACCAGCUGAUCUCCUGCCCUGUCAUUGGCCUAACCAGCUGAUCUGAUGUCCCUUUCAUUCAAUAACAGGUGGAUCAAUUGGCCUAAUUGCUCCUCAUUGUGUCAGACAUGGUUUAAGGGGCACGUCUGGCCUCCUUCUUGUAGGGCUCCUACAGCCUGUUCUAAUGAAUCCACCAAAGGCCUAAAUCCUAUUUCUGACAGCAUCACUUUGAUAGGGCUCCAUGUUGACAUGAUGCUAAUGGAAUAACGUUACUGAGGCCCAUCGAUUCAGGUCUCCGCUCCGCUAUACUCUUGCUCUCAUUACAAGACACUGUUGGCUCAGAGCCAAAGGUCAUACAAAGUCCCAAUUAAAUUAGCUCUGAGAGACGUUUGAUUUGUCGAAGAGACAGAGAGGGGAGGACACUCUGGGUCAGGGGAGGACUGUAGUAUAGUCCUUGAAUGCAUCCCAAUUGGCACACUCAUUCCCUAUAUAGUGCACUGCUUUUGACCAGAGCGCAGUGACCCUUGCUCAAAAGUAAUGCAAUAUACAGAAAAUAGGGUGCAAUAUACAGGAAAUAGGGUGCAAUAUACAGGAAAUAGUGUGCCAUUUGGGAAACAGUGCAAGCUCUUGGCCUGAGUUGAGGUAGGAGCUAGCAGUGGCCUAUACAUCUGUCUGAUACAGAGCAUAACGAUAGAGAUGAUAGAAAAACCACUGAGCGCUCUCCUUCACUGGAACACAUCAUCCUCAAACAGGAUUGUCAGGCCUCAGAUCAGAUCUUGAAGUGCGUCCCAAAUGGCACCCUAUUCCCUAUAUAGUGCACUGCUUUUUACCAGAUGUCAAAUGACAAUACUUUUGGGCCUUGGUCUAAAGUAGUGGACUAUGUAGGGAGUAGGGUGCCAUUUGGGGCACAUACACAGAUCUAAGGGAGGCGGAGAGUUUCUGAAGUACUCUCUGCGGGAAUGGCCUCGGAAGAAAAUACAGAACGUCACUGUUGUCAUGAUAAGACUUCAUUAUGGUAUGUCUAUGGUCUAUAUAGUUUGCCUUAUUCAACCCAUCAUCCUAACAUUGUUUCUUUCAUAGUUUCAUAUUGGAUCUCAAUUCGCUCCUACUUGUUGCCAAAAAAAAUACUUUUUCAGAGUAUGGAGCUCAGAUAUGAAGUUACCUAGGCUACACUCUAGCUUGAGUCACUAUCUUUUCUUUUGAGCUUUUCUUUUUUUUGUUCUUUGUUUUUCUCAAUGCUUCUUUGUUAUUGUUUGUCUUUCUGUCUGAAUUCUUGAUAUGCAAGAGACAGUCUGGCGUUAUCAUUCAGCGAUGUACAUGCUGGCCCAUACCCUCGCAUGUACUGUCUACUUCAAAGUCAUACUAUGCUCUUUAGAGGAUAAGAGGGCUGAUUCUGCUUCUCAAAUGGUACCCUACUCCCCAUAGUGUAUUACUUGUGACCAGGGCCCAUGGUUGUUACCUCAAACUAGUGGAUGGUAGCAUACUAUGGUAGGUGGAUGGUAGGGCUUGUCCUAACAUUGUACUGUCCCUUAUUCACAUAUAGUGUAUUUUUUCCACCAAGGAAUUGACUCUUAUUUUCAAAUAUCAUGCCUAUAUGGACAACACCUCAAUCUCUCCUUCUCUCCUUAUAGUGCAAUGGUUGUUGAAAGCAUUUAAAAUGGUCUUCAUAUAGAGCAGGAAAACCAUGUGAAUAAUGUUGAUCUUUCUCCCUGUAAUGGCUGGAUUAGGGGAGGCUGGGGCAGUUACCCCCUGUUACAUUUGCCUCCGGUCUCCCCCAAUGCAUUGGAAUUCUGAUCUUGGUCAUGUUACUAAGAGAAAAGGGUUAUGUCCCAAAUGGCACUCUAUUCCCUAUUUACUGCAGUACUUUUGACCAGGGCCUUUAGGGAUCUGGUCAAAAGUAGUGCACUUUUAUAGGGAAUAGGGUUCCAUUUGGGACACAUUCUAUCUUAAAAAUGUGCACUCAUGGUCAUGGUCCAUGCUGCUGCAUCCAUUCUGGUUGAGUUUUAUUCAACCCUUUUAGAGCUCUACAAAUCUUACUGAUGUUUGUCUUAUUCCCAUCCGCAUAUAAUAUGGUUAAUACUUAGACGUUUAGCAGAUUGUGUAUGUAUAAAAAUGAAAAAGAACAUGUAAAUCAAGUAUUUUGUGGUAUCAUGUACAUCAAAUGAAUUAAUUUUACACAGUGAAAGAGCAAAAUGGAACAGAUGUUUCUAGAUAAUUAAAUACUGAACAUUCAUACUAUUUCUUUGUAUGAAGAAAUAAAUAAAAAAUUAUAUAUUUUA
Messenger RNA from Salmo salar (Atlantic salmon), 4634 nucleotides. RefSeq names its product heparan sulfate (glucosamine) 3-O-sulfotransferase 3B1b (gene hs3st3b1b). Gene Ontology annotation, molecular function: [heparan sulfate]-glucosamine 3-sulfotransferase activity. NCBI's taxonomy places the organism in Eukaryota, Metazoa, Chordata, Actinopteri, Salmoniformes, Salmonidae. The record is from RefSeq and is a predicted model, not a curated record.